This is a messenger RNA of Folsomia candida, 806 nucleotides long. RefSeq lists its product as uncharacterized. The transcript has 4 exons. The coding region runs from base 33 to 611 and encodes 192 amino acids. The record is from RefSeq and is a predicted model, not a curated record. NCBI's taxonomy places the organism in Eukaryota, Metazoa, Arthropoda, Collembola, Entomobryomorpha, Isotomidae.
AUUUCAAUUUUCUGAUUCCAAUUUUUUGGAGAAUGGGUUGUGGUGCUUCAAAAAAUGACGUGAUAAAGUCAGCAUCAAGUGAUAUUCUCCCAAAAAAGAAGGACGGUUCCAAUGAUUCUGCUAUUUCGGAAGCCAGUACUAUUCCGGCACAUGAUGGGGACAUGUACCAGCAGAAUGGCAAACCUCCAAAAGUCCUACCUCCACUCAAACCCUUAAGAAAUCCGAGAGAAAAGCCACCGGAGCCGAUAGCAUUUGAAGUACCAGCGGGUGAUGAUGACCCUUCCGCUGUCGGAGGCGAUGGUUCCCUAAUCAAGAAGCAUCCGCCCAGGAGGCUUCGACAAUUAGAGGAAAGGUCACCCGAAGCUGUGAACAAUUUAACACAAGAAGAUAUUCAGGAGAAAGUCGCUUUAGCAAAUCAAAGAAGAAAUCAGGUAUUAACGCAACGUGUUGCUAGUGCGAGACAAAAGUCAGCAAGAGGAGGAAGGUCGAGAAGACCAGUGAUGAGUAAUGACCAAUAUACGAUGGCUGAAUUGGAAAAUGAACUGUACGGGAACAAUAAUUCUGAGGCGCUUGGUGGCAUGGGUGGAGGAAUAGACAACGACUUUUCAUGACUUGUCCAUCGCUCACUCCAUGCAUAUUGAAUAUGAAUAUGUAAAUAUGUAGUUAACUCGAAAAUGAAUAAGGCUUAUUAAUAAUCCGAAUAAUUUUUUAGUAGAGGAGUAGACUGUUGUAUGUACAUUAAUUCGUUUCAAUAACUCUUAACGUGAUCAUUCGAAUAUUAAAAUAAAUUCUGUUUCGCAACGAUA